AGGCGGCAGCGGCUCCCGGGAAGCUCGAGGAGUGGGGAGGAGCCUGGCCGCUGGGGCCGCCCCCGGAGGCGGGGCCUGGGGCCCGGAGCUGCGGAGGGCGCAGCUUGCUCAGGACUUUCCCUGGAGAGAGGAGCUGGCGGGCGGGCGGUCUCCGGCGUGGGAGCCUGCACCUUGCACCUUGCAUCCCGCACCUCGCACCCCGCGUCCCGCGGGCGCUGCAGGUGCCCAGAGAUCCUACAGUGGUUAACUGGGGAGGAGACACAAGUGCCUUGAAGAUGCAUCACAGGCGGUAACAGUGGGGCUCUUUGCUCCCAGUUGGCCCAUCCCACCUAGGGAAAGCCCAUGAGGACUGCUAAUCUUGGAAGACAUCCAGAAGAGAAAGGUUAAGUCCCCUAUCUGCAAGUCCCUGAAAAUAAGUGUGAUUGAUUACGAUUUAGAGGUAAAGCUGCUUCAACAUGGCCAUCCUUGGACUCUUCUCUUUGUUCGUUCUGCCGAGUCUGACUUUAGGGGCCUCUUUGCCUGAGGAAGCCAUCACAGAGCUAUCAGUGACUCUGUAUAACCAUCUCCGAGCUACUGGGGAAGAUGAAAACAUCCUUUGCUCUCCACUGAGCAUCACCCUUGCGAUGGGAAUGAUGGAACUUGGGGCUCAAGGCUCAACCCUGAAAGAGAUCCGCCACUCAAUGGGUUAUGACAGCCUGAAAAAUGGUGAAGAAUUUUCUUUCUUGAAGGAUUUUUCCAACAUGGUAACCGCAGAAGAAAGUCAGUAUGUGGUGAAAAUUGCCAAUUUCCUCUUUGUGCAAAAUGGACUUCAUGUCAAUGAUGAGUUUUUGCAGAUGAUGAAGAAGAACUUUAAUGGGGAAGUGAAUCAUGUGGACUUCAGUGAAAAUAUAGUGGUGGCCAACUACAUCAACCAGUGGGUGGAGAAUAGCACAAAUAACCUGUUGAGAGACUUGGUAUCCCCAAAGGAUUUUGAUGCGGCCACUCAUCUGGCUCUCAUCAAUGCUGUCUAUUUCAAGGGGAACUGGAAAUCACAGUUUAGACCUGAAAAUACUCGAACCUUUUCCUUCACUAAAGAUGAUGAAAGUGAGGUCCAAAUUCCUAUGAUGUAUCAACAAGGAGAAUUUUACUAUGGGGAAUUUAGUGAUGGCUCCAAUGAAGCAGGUGGUAUUUACCAAGUCCUGGAGAUACCAUAUGAGGGAGAUGAGAUAAGUAUGAUGCUGGUGUUGUCCAGACAGGAAGUUCCACUGGCCACACUGGAGCCCCUGAUCAAAGCCCAGUUGAUUGAAGAGUGGGCAAACUCUGUGAAGAAGCAGAAAGUGGAAGUGUACCUGCCCAGGUUCACAAUGGAACAGGAAAUUGAUUUAAAAGAUGUUUUGAAGACUCUUGGAAUAACUGAAAUCUUCAUCAAAAAAGCAAAUCUGACAGCCUUGUCUGAUAACAAGGAGCUUUUUCUUUCCAAAGCAAUUCACAAGUCCUUCAUAGAGGUUAAUGAAGAAGGCUCAGAAGCUGCUGCCACCUCAGGAAUGAUUGCAAUUAGCAGGAUGGCUGUGCUGUAUCCUCAAGUGAUUGUCGACCAUCCAUUUUUCUUUCUUAUCAGGAACAGGAAGACAGGAACUAUCCUCUUCAUGGGACGGGUCAUGCACCCAGAAGCUAUGAACACAAGUGGACAUGAUUUUGAGGAGCUUUAAAUCUUUUUAUUUGGCCAAAAAAGAAAAUAGUAUCCAAGCACAUUAUGUCUGCAACCAGUAUAUAUUUAAGGUUUGUGUUUCACAGCAUAUAUUAAGAAAACAUUUAAAAUAGCUCUAGUUACAAAAAAAAUUCAGCAUGUAUAAAUUAUAAGCUACUUGUGAAGGAAUGUUUUCUGUAUUAUUGAAGUAAUGGUAUUGUCAUGUUUGUGUAUUUGUUGUGCCAGUAUUUAAAAUAAAAGUACGUAUUGAACAUGUGAA
Messenger RNA from Erinaceus europaeus (western European hedgehog), 1946 nucleotides. It is a transcript of the gene SERPINI1, whose product is annotated as serpin family I member 1. Lineage: Eukaryota; Metazoa; Chordata; Mammalia; Eulipotyphla; Erinaceidae. Gene Ontology annotation, molecular function: serine-type endopeptidase inhibitor activity. The transcript is spliced from 10 exons. Bases 456 to 1688 code for a protein of 410 amino acids. The record is from RefSeq and is a predicted model, not a curated record. Gene Ontology annotation, biological process: negative regulation of endopeptidase activity.